Messenger RNA from Octodon degus (degu), 3031 nucleotides. RefSeq names its product zinc finger and SCAN domain containing 25 (gene Zscan25). NCBI's taxonomy places the organism in Eukaryota, Metazoa, Chordata, Mammalia, Rodentia, Octodontidae. Gene Ontology annotation, molecular function: DNA-binding transcription factor activity, RNA polymerase II-specific; RNA polymerase II cis-regulatory region sequence-specific DNA binding. Bases 506 to 2137 code for a protein of 543 amino acids. The record is from RefSeq and is a predicted model, not a curated record. The transcript is spliced from 6 exons. Gene Ontology annotation, biological process: regulation of transcription by RNA polymerase II.
GCUCCCCUGGGAAGCCUCCCUUGAUUGCAACACACAUGCACACACACGCACACAGCCCGGUGUUCAAACAUUACGCGAACCCAUACUGUCCAGUACUUCUUCCACCACCGCUCUCUCCCCAAAGCCUCGUAUGGUGCAUUAAGCGCAAGGCACCGUUGUCCAAUCGUGUAUCUGGUCAUACACCGAGUCCUCUCCACGGAGGAAAAAGAGGGGCAAAGGCACACAAGUAGAAAAGAGCCAACGACCGACAGCCUCGAGGGGACAGUCGGUCCAGCAGACGACGAACGCUCACCGCGACCAUCGAGAUGCACCUCUGAGACCUCCGAAGUCCUAGAGAGGAGACGGAAGGAAAGUUCUCCGUGCGCACCUGGCUGACGGUGUCCGCUACUCACUUCCUGUCCGCGGAGGGCUCGGAGGAUCCCAGAACGCGUGCCGGGCUACCGGGCCGCGGGUUCGCGGGCUCAUUUGUGCUGUCAUCUUCAGUCUUUGGGGAGGGAGUGUGAAGAUGCUUAAAGAGCGUCCAGGGAUGGCGGAAGAUCCUCAGCAUCGAAUGGAUAUUCCUGUGGUGAAACUGGAGAAAGAGUUGCUGUGGGGCAGGGGACAGGAAGAUUCUAGUCCUGAGACUUUUCGUCUGAGGUUUCGGCAGUUCCGUUACCAGGAAGCAGCAGGUCCCCAGGAAGCCCUCAGGGAACUCCAAGAGCUCUGUCGCCGGUGGCUGCAGCCUGAGCUGCACACCAAGGAGCAGAUCCUGGAGCUGCUAGUGCUGGAGCAGUUCCUCACCAUCCUGCCCCGAGAGUUCUAUGCCUGGAUUCGAGAACACAGCCCGGAAAGCGGCAAGGCCCUGGUGGCUAUGGUGCAGGCCUUGACUGACAACACGCUGGACACCAAGGCGGUUCCAUGCCAUGUGCAGGGAGAGCAGCAGGAGACAGUCACCAGCAGAGGUGCUUGGGAGCCAGGUGUCCCCCUGGGGCCAGUGGAUGUGAAGCCUGAGUGGGGGAUGCCUCAUGAGGAAGGAGUUCAAGGCUUAGACCAGAGCACCGAGGAGCAACUGAGCCAGCACCCUGGAGACGGGACCCAGGCCUUCCAGGAGCAGGCACUGCGGAUUCUUCAGGCAGGUCCCAGCCUUCCCUCACUGGGCACCAGAGACCAAGAGAUGACAGCUGGGUUUCUUACAGCAGGAUCGCAGGGGUUGGCGUCCUUUAAAGACAUGGCCUUAGCCUUCCCUGAGGAGGAGUGGAGACAUGUAACCCCAGCCCAGAUUGACUGUUUUGGGGAAUAUGUGGAACCUCAGGACUGUGGGAUCUCUCCAGGUGUUGGGAGCAAGGAAAAGGAGGAAAAAUCCCAGCAGGAAGACCUUAAAGGGGCAUUUGCUGGGCUGACUUCAGAGAGGUUUGGAGAAACGGCUGUCCAGGGUCCUGGCCUGGGACAAGCCUGUGAUCCCCAGGAGCCCACGGCGUCUGGGGGUGGCCUGCCAGUACCUCCUGCUUCCCAGCACAGCGUCCCCCUGCCCAGUGACCUCAAAACUCACAAUUCCUGGAAGCCUUUCCAGUGCCGUGAGUGUGGCAAGGGCUUCAGCCGGAGUUACAAUCUUGUUAGACACCGGCGAACCCAUGAGGAGAAGUCCUUUGGCUGUGUGGAGUGUGGAAAGGGCUUCACCCUGAGGGAGUACCUCAUGAAGCAUCAGAGGACCCACCUGGGAAAGAGGCCCUUUGUGUGCAAUGAGUGUUGGAAGACCUUUAGCCAGAGACACCACCUGGAGGUCCACCAGCGGAGCCACACUGGGGAGAAGCCCUAUAAGUGCGGGGACUGCUGGAAGAGCUUCAGUCGCAGGCAGCACCUGCAGGUGCACCGGAGGAUGCACACUGGUGAGAAGCCAUACACGUGUGAGUGCGGCAAGAGCUUCAGCAGGAAUGCCAACCUGGCUGUGCACCGGCGUGCUCACACAGGCGAGAAGCCGUAUGGGUGCCAGGUGUGCGGGAAGUGCUUCAGCAAAGGGGAGCGGCUGGUCAGACACCAGAGGAUCCACACGGGUGAGAAGCCCUACCACUGCCUGGCCUGCGGGCGCAGCUUCAACCAGAGGUCUAUCCUUAACCGGCACCAGAAGACCCAGCAUCGCCAGGAACCCCCAGUGCAGUGAGGGCGCUGUGUGGAGGAGAGCCCUGCCACACAGGUGUCUUUCAUUUUAGGGAAGUGCUGGGAGACGUGCAGCUGUGGCUGUGGGAUGGUACUGUGGCCCACUUUCUUUCCAUGUGCUGCCAAACACAGGAAGAGAACAAGACCAGCUUUAUCCAGGGCUUUGGGAAGGCACAGGUGCUUGUGCCUUCUGUCCGAGCAGUGGCAAGCUUUCCUUACCAUCUUUUAGGGAAACAGUAUCCUGAGCUUCAGGUCUGCCUGGGAGUUUUUCACCAUCAGGGGGUUGUUCAAAUCUACCUCUUGAACAAGUCCAAUAGCACGGGCAGAAUUUUGUUACAAGUUGGUAACUCCAAAGCUCAUUUUUUGGAGGGUUCCAUCCCGCCUAAAGAUCAUUAGCUCAGAUUCUCUGUCCCCCACCCUACACCCUCUCUUUACCUCCUGUGCUGUUGGUGCUGAGUGUACCAUAGUGAAUGAGAUAGGUGAGACCUUGUCAUGGAACUUAGGCUGUAGUGGAACCACAGGCCCAAAGCAAUCAGUAACCCCAAAUAUACCAGAGUGUGUUUAUGUUGUAAGUACCCCUGGAGAAAAUCUUAUCAUGUGCUCUUAGUCUGCCAGCUGCUUCCGUGCUAGAUCUCACCCCCUACUCCCUGCACCCCUUGGGAGCUUCUGUCUCAGCAGCUUUAUUUUGCUUUAUUUGUAGCCUUUAUCUCUGAUUGUACUGUUCUAACCUCAUCUGUAAUAUUUCCCCAUUCCAUUAUUCUUUGUACUAUAACAACUGUCACUACAUUAGACAUUAUGAAAUUAAUAUUUUGCUAUCAAUCUCUGAAUAAAUAUGAGAAUAUUUUUAAAGAAAUCUUCAAUUCUGUGUAAAGCUGUGAUUAAAUGAGCCUAAAAGAUG